AUGGGUAUCGAUCUCCGUUACCACCACGUCAAGAAGGGGAACCGUCAGGCGCCCAAGUCGGAGGACCCGUAUCUCCUUUUGCUCGUGAAGCUUUACCGCUUCCUUGCUCGCCGGACCGACUCCAAGUUCAACCGUGUCAUCCUCCGCCGGCUGUUCAUGUCCAAGAUCAACCGCCCUCCUAUCUCCCUCUCCCGAAUCGUCAAGGAGACCCACGGCUCCAACCCCGACAACUCCAAGACUGUCGUUGUUGUCGGCUCUAUCCUCGACGACGAGCGUCUCCCCGUCGUCCCCAAGCUCUCUAUCGCGGCUCUCCGAUUCUCCACCUCGGCCCGCGAGCGUAUCGCCGCCGCCGGCGGUGAGGCUUUGACCUUGGACCAGCUCGCGCUCCGUGCCCCGACCGGAAGCAACACUGUCCUCCUCCGCGGCAAGCGGAACGUCCGUGAGGCCAUCAAGCACUUUGGUGGACCCCUCAAGGGCGGCAAGCCCUACGUUGCGAGCAAGGGCAGGAAGUUCGAAAGGGCCCGUGGUCGGAGAAAGUCGAGGGGUUUCAAGAUCAAGUCGACCCACAAGUAA
Molecule: messenger RNA, 573 nt
Organism: Dioszegia hungarica
Lineage: Eukaryota; Fungi; Basidiomycota; Tremellomycetes; Tremellales; Bulleribasidiaceae
Product: 60S ribosomal protein L18-B
Exons: 4
Coding region: 1-573 (190 amino acids)
Biological process (GO): translation
Cellular component (GO): cytosolic large ribosomal subunit; ribosome
Molecular function (GO): RNA binding; structural constituent of ribosome
Source: RefSeq, a predicted model, not a curated record